Bicyclus anynana (squinting bush brown) is the source of this 1007-nucleotide messenger RNA. RefSeq names its product tubulin polymerization-promoting protein homolog. The transcript is spliced from 2 exons. Gene Ontology annotation, molecular function: tubulin binding. The record is from RefSeq and is a predicted model, not a curated record. Gene Ontology annotation, biological process: microtubule polymerization. The coding region runs from base 333 to 707 and encodes 124 amino acids. NCBI's taxonomy places the organism in Eukaryota, Metazoa, Arthropoda, Insecta, Lepidoptera, Nymphalidae.
ACCGUGCCCACCGUGCUCACAAGAUUAGGUACCGCUACGAGUCAAGUGAGUACUCGUAGAUUCAGUCAAUGGGGUUAUAACGAAAAAUACCACCCCCGUCAAAAGCUUUCGCUUAACUUUUGGAUCAAGGCUCGGAUACAGAAAGCAGUAAUCCUUGAGACGGCGCGUAUGUUGAGGAGGUUCCUUACUUUGGAGACCUGACAGCCGGUGACUUGGGCAUUUAAAAGCCCCGCAACGGGAGAGAUAGAUUAUUUUUCUAAUAGUUAUAAGUAUAGAAAUUAUAAUAAAUAUAUAUUAAAAUAACCGAUGUUUCAGUUGCCUGACCGAAUAAAAUGGGCGAGGAAGAGCCGGCGACACUAGACGGCCAAUUUUUUGAAUUUGGUAAAAUGAUGGACAAAAAGAGAGAUGGCACAACUAUAACUCUAUACUUCUCAGAUUACUGGUUUAGACAGGCCAAAUUGUUGGACGAUAGAAAAUUAACUAUGACAGAUACCGGCAUAGCAUUUAAUAAAUUUAGUAAAACAGAAUUAAACUGGGACGAAUGGAACGAAUAUCUCACCGAUAUAUGUCAGACGAAGGAACUGGACGAGGAAAAGGUCCGGGAGACUCUUACCAAUUGCGGGUUACCAGGACAAAGUCCUGUAGUAGUGCCCCAGUACAGAGAUUUCUUUUUAACUUAUAAACCAAAAGAGAAGAUGCUAUUCUAAUUGAAGCAGUUUACUUCCACUAUACCUAAGUAGCAAGUCACUAUUCCGUUUUGAGCUGUGCUAUAAAGUUUUAAAAAUAAAAACACACACGUAACAAACGGUAUUUUCUAUUCAAUCCUUUCCAAAUGAAAUAUUUUCAUCAUUGCCCUUUGCAAUGCAUUCUUCAACUUCUUGAUUUUUUUAGGUAGGUACAUCAUCAUUUUAGAAGAGUUUUUUGCGCUUUACAUUGUAACUUAAUAGAAUUAGAAAUUAGAUAAUAUUAUUGAUGGUUUGUGUUGCAUUAUGGUUACUUGCUCUUAA